This is a messenger RNA of Paraglomus brasilianum, 4909 nucleotides long. NCBI's taxonomy places the organism in Eukaryota, Fungi, Glomeromycota, Glomeromycetes, Paraglomerales, Paraglomeraceae. The record is from the annotation of a GenBank genome assembly.
GUUGACGCAAAGUAAGAUGCUUGCUACAUGGAAACUUAAAAGUCCAUGGGUAGCGUUAUGGUAUUGUGUAUUGUUACCUGUCGUUUGGAGUACUGAAACACCACCUCUUAGAACUUUAUUGAAAGCAUCUUGGAAUGCACCCAGUAUUCUGUUAGAAAUAGUUGAAACUGUGUCUCGUGACAAUUCGUCGGCAUAUCUUCCGCUUAUUAAUGAAAUAAUUCGUAAUGAUAUUCGUGACUUUGGGCCCGGCACUGAACAUGCUAAACAUUAUUAUGAUACUAUUUUUGACAUAAUUACUUCGAAGCAGUUUCUAUCUGAUCCUACAGCGAAAUCUGUGUUCGAGUUAUCUCUCUCUCUUAACACGGCUGCGCCUACAAUUCAGGCCUAUUAUCAAUAUUAUGAGACUGCCGUAUUACUGACUCGAGCGAAUAAUGAUACGUUUAAUCCUGAUUGCAAAGUGUGGGCUGAUUGGUAUGGGAAACAAGCCUGUACUGUGUCGGAGCUGAAAAGAAUUGCCGGUAUUGAUGAAGGGGGAUCAGAUCAUGGCAGUAUAUUAAAAAGUCCCACAGACACUCCCAAACUCCUGCCAUUUGACCAUAUCUUUCAACCAACAAAUCAAUUCCAACCCAAACCAAUCAUCAUCUUAUAUACCGAGGAUCUAUCCCAAGAGUUUUCGCUAUUACACGGUUAUAUAUCGACUUUGGUCGAACAGGGUUUUGCUUCAUAUGUAUUAAGAUACAAACCACCAUCCGUACAAAAAAAGGAAGAUUUGUAUCUCAGCGGUUAUGGAGUAGAGCUGGCCCUAAAAAACACGGAUUAUAUUGUUAUCGAUGAUAGGGACUUGGGAGCAGAGGAGCAAAGUGAGGCUGUUGCUGACCAGGCAAACGUAUCUAAUGCUAAGCAAGAAGAUCAUCGCGGCACUUUGUCGGAACAUUUGUUUGACGAAACUAUAUCAGAGAUUAAACCUCUCAAGAUCGAAGAAAUUAAACGGACAAAGUCUACUCAAUUUGUUACCGGAUCAAAAAACCCUCUUCUAGCGUUGACGCGUCUUUCACAAGACUUUCCCAAAUAUUCGCACUCGAUCGCACAACUUACGCUUAAUAGCUCAAUAGCCGGAGAGUUAACUGAUGUUCACUCAACAGUCCAACCUGGAACGAACGCCAUAUGGCUAAACGGAAUGCCGAUUUCUGAGAGUUCUUUUGAACCGUUCGAAAUCCUCAAACUACUAAAACGCGAGCGUCAUACAAUUCUGUCGCUCACAAGCCUUGGGUUAACUCCUGUUCAAGCUAUUGGUUUAAUUUCAUCUCCUAUGCUUCAGACAGAGUCUACCUCUGAUGACAUCUCGAAGAACACCUACAACAUUCUCGAUACAUCUGAAAAUGGCAAUGUCCUAAUAUGGUUUAACGAUUUAGAGAAAGAUCCGAGAUAUUCAUCAUGGCCAGCCGCAAUUCAGUCGUUAUUACGGCCUGUGUAUCCGGGGCAAUUACGGCAAAUACGCAAAAACUUAUUCUCAGUAUUAUACGUGGUCGAUCUUGCAAGCAUCGAAGGGCUUACACUGGUCGAAGAGGAGAAUAUGUUCAUCAUGCGCAAUAUACCGAUACGCUUCGGACUUGUCCCACUCAUUGGUGAUAAACAGAGCGACUCCGCAUUGAUGGCAAGUGCGGUCUAUUAUCUAAAAGACAACUACGACUUUCCAACUGUUUUUGAUUUCAUAAGCAAGGUUCUUCGGGAGGCACCAUCAAAGUCGAUAUUAGAAAUAGCACAAGCAGAAUUUAAAACUAUUGUUACGAAUAGAAAGCCAAAAAGUGGCAAAAUUAUUACCAAAUUGAGCGAAUUAUUGAACGAAGACUCGACAGUUGCCGAGGAAAUCGAUGGCGCUAUAGCAUACGCCAAACGAUUUGCAAUAACUCCUGGAAGUAGUGGCGCAUUAUUUAUAAAUGGGAGAUACCAUGAUUUUGACGAGAGCUAUCAACGGCAUAUAAUGCUUUCUAUAGGAGAGCAGACAACUUUCUUGCAACAAAAGGUGUAUUCCGGGGAGUUUGACGACAAUACGGACGCGUUGACGUUAUUCAUGACAUUGCCAAAUGUCUUACCAAAAAGGAAUAUGUAUAUUCCUAUCUCAGAAUCACAUCCUUUGAAAGUUUUGAAUCUUGCUGACAGAAGGAAUGAUGUUGCGGCAAAGUAUCAAAGCCUGAAAUAUCUUUACGCGGAUAAACUGGGAACGAACGGUUAUUGGACGACAGUUUGGCUUUUUGCUGAUUUUGAUAGUGAAACUGGUGUGCAGCAAGCUCUCGAGAGUUUAAAAUUUCUGGAGUCUGCUGAAGAUGUUAGGCUCUCCUUCAUUCACAAUCCUGCCCCUGUUAUAGACAAAGAAGACAAGUAUGACGUAUCGUCAACGAUUUAUCAAUUUCAUCAAGACACGUUUGAUGACCCAUCUAAAGCUUUCGAAUUUGUAAAAGAAGGGUUGGAAAAGGCUGCAAGGAUUAGUAAAGUGAAUGCAGGCGCUUCCGUUCUUGGUCAGCAAGAAGAUAUUCUGUUGGACGAGGAUAUUGAGACAGUUCGCGCUGAAAAGGCUAAAGAUUGGCGAGCAGAAGACAAGAAAGCAAUGGAUGAUUUUUGGCGUAGUUGGCAAACAACAAUCACAGAGGAUUGUGGAACGAACAGUGGCGAAAGUUUUAUUGUGAUUAACGGCAGGAUCGUUGGGCCAUUUGCUGCGAAAGAGAUAUUUCUGGCCGACGAAUUUCAUCUUUUACUUGACGUCGAGUCGUCAGAGCGUGUUGUGCCUGUUAUCAAUGCUGUAAACGGUCUGGAAUUAAAGACUGAUGGGAAAGAGCAUGCUGAAUUUUUAGCCAAACUGACGUCCAUCGUAUCCGCAUCGACCGUGUCUGAUGUUCCAGUUGGAAUAAUGGAUGAGGUUGAAACUGGUCGGAAACAUACGGUUGGAAAAGUUGAAAGCGGAUCGAGUCGAAUCCACGUCGGUGACAUUGAGACGGCCAUUUAUCAAUUCGAAGUUUUACUUGAUCCAUUGAGCGAAAUUGCACAAAAGUGGUCGGCCAUUCUCGAGAUCUUAUCCCACAUAGAAAAUGUCUUUAUUAAAGUACAACUUAACCCGCACCUUACGUUGAAUGAAUUACCUCUGAAACGCUUCUAUCGCUAUGUUCUGUCGUCAAGACUCACAUUUGAUUCCAAUUCCGGUACUCUAAUGCCACCAAUGGCCUCUUUUAAUUCACUUCCAACGGAGCCACUCUUUACACUUUCGCUAGACACGAUCCAACCCUGGCUCGUAACACCUACCGAAUGCGUUUACGAUCUCGACAACCUUCGCUUAUCUGCUCUCGACUCGCGCUCUCGGCGCAAACCGAUCGAAGCCAUUUUCGAACUGGAAAACAUCCUUGUCGAAGGACAUGCUCGCGAUACCUCGGGCAUAACACCACGCGGACUGCAACUCAUUCUUGGAGCAAAGGCACAGCCUGCCAUAGAAGAUACGAUCGUCAUGGCGAAUCUAGGAUAUUUUCAACUAAAGGCUAAUCCUGGCGUUUGGGAGUUGGGGCUAAGAGAAGGGCGAUCGAGAGAAAUAUACGAGAUUGAAAGUGUCGGGAGUGAAGGCUGGUAUAGUAGGGGAAUCGACAAGACUGGUGUGGAUAUUGUCAUUACGAAUUUUGAGGGUGCGUUAAUUUAUCCGAGGGUUAACCGGAAACCUGGUAUGGAAAGAGAAGACGUCUUGGAAGGAAGCGAGAACAAGGAAGGAGGUUUGUGGGAUUUUGUUAAGAAUAAAUUCUCGAACAAAAAUGGCGAAGUUACAAAAGAUAAUAAUGCUGAAAUCAACAUAUUUUCCGUUGCCUCGGGUCAUCUGUACGAACGAUUUUUGUCUAUAAUGAUUGUUGGCGUGCUGCGACAUACCAAGAGCACGGUCAAGUUUUGGUUCAUUGAGAACUUUUUAUCACCCUCAUUCAAGAAAUUUAUAGGUGAGAUGGCGAAAGAAUACAAAUUCGAAUACGAACUUGUCACUUACAAAUGGCCACAUUGGCUUCGCAAGCAAAGCGAGAAACAACGAACGAUAUGGGGGCAAGUAUCGACUUGGGUUUUCGGGUGCGACAGGUUUACAGUGCUACGAAUCGGAGUAACUGUCAGACUCGAGUACAAAAUUUUAUUCCUUGACGUACUUUUCCCUCUUGACUUGGGUAAAGUGAUCUUUGUGGACGCGGACCAAAUCGUGCGCACAGACUUGAAAGAACUAAUAGAUAUGGACCUCAAGGGUGCACCAUAUGGAUACACUCCAUUCUGCGACAACCGUCCAGAAAUGGACGGAUUUCGUUUUUGGAAAGGAGGAUAUUGGAAGGAACAUUUGCGUGGCAAGCCCUAUCAUAUUAGUGCAUUGUACGUCAUUGACUUGCAUCGAUUCCGUCAGAUGGCGGCUGGCGACCGGUUGCGCGGUCAAUAUCAAAUGUUAAGCGCUGAUCCCAACUCCUUGGCUAAUCUCGAUCAGGAUUUGCCGAAUAACAUGCAACACGAUGUUCCUAUCUUCUCGUUACCACAAGAGUGGCUGUGGUGCGAGACUUGGUGCAGCGACGAGUCUCUGGCAACUGCAAAGACUAUCGAUUUGUGUAACAAUCCGUUAACCAAGGAACCAAAACUUGACCGCGCUCGUCGUCAAGUUCCGGAAUGGGAGUCCUAUGAUAACGAAGUGGCCGCGUUUGCGGCGAGGAUAGCAAAGGAGAAAAAAAGUCUGGCAUGUGCUACUGGUAUCGGGCCGUGUGAUGAAGAUGAUAAAAUUGUAUCCACGUCGACCAGCAGCGAAAAAACUGGCCAACAAGAGCCGUCAAGCGUUUCUUCAAGCGUUUCUCCAAGCGUUUCUUCAAGCGUUUCUUCGACCGUCCCCCCAAAACCGAAGGGUCGUGAGGAGUUGUAA